GUGUAAAAACAAUAUGGCGGGCAGUGUCAUCUGGGGAACGUAGUGAAUAUAACGUGAAAUAAUGAAUUUUGUUGUUUUAGAAUAUGGGUGAAUAUGUGCAAUAAUUUAGUAUACUUAUUAGUGAAAAGUGUUGUGUUUUAAAUAUAUUUGUGUAAUUUGAGUGUGAAAAUGGCCUCGGAUAAGAUCAAAGUAGCUGUUCGGGUUCGUCCCUUUAACAGGCGAGAAAUAGAACUAGGGACACAAUGUGUGGUGGAAAUGGAAGGACAGCAGACUAUCCUCCAGAAUCCGCAGUUGGCUCACGACAAAGAAAGGAAACAACCAAAGACAUUUGCAUUCGAUCACUGUUUCUACUCGCUGGAACCCACGCUGCCGAACUUCGCCUCACAGAAGACGGUCUUCGAAUGUCUAGGUCGAGACAUUCUGGACAAUGCCUUCGAAGGGUACAACGCCUGUAUCUUCGCAUAUGGACAGACAGGUUCAGGAAAGUCCUACACGAUGAUGGGCGCACCUGGACCCGACGAAGGCGGUAUCAUACCUCGCCUUUGUGAUGCGUUAUUUGAGAGAAUUGCACGCCAGCAAUCACCUCCCGCUCUUACAUACAAGGUGGAGGUUUCAUACAUGGAGAUCUACAACGAACGCGUGCACGAUCUCUUGGAUCCGGAGACGACGCGUCGUUCUCUACGCGUGCGCGAACAUGCGGUCUUGGGACCCUAUGUCGAUGGACUAUCACAGCUCGCUGUUACGUCAUUCCAGGACAUAGACAACCUGAUGACGGAAGGUAACAAAUCUCGGACGGUGGCAGCUACGAACAUGAACAGCGAAUCGUCCCGUUCACAUGCAGUCUUCAGUGUCGUCUUAACGCAGACUCUCUGCGAUGCCGCUACUGGUGUUUCCGGAGAGAAAGUAGCAAGGCUAUCAUUAGUCGAUUUAGCAGGUUCUGAAAGGGCGGUGAAGACAGGUGCAGUUGGAGAGAGACUGAAAGAAGGAUCAAAUAUUAACAAAUCCUUAACAACAUUAGGUCUGGUAAUAUCGAAGCUGGCAGAUCAGUCAUCGGGCAAAAACAACAAAGACAAAUUCGUGCCCUACAGAGAUUCAGUGCUCACGUGGUUGCUGAAGGAUAAUCUCGGAGGAAACAGCAAAACUGUUAUGGUAGCUACAAUAUCGCCGGCAGCUGAUAAUUUCGAAGAAACUUUAUCGACGUUAAGAUACGCGGAUCGCGCCAAACGUAUCGUCAACCACGCCGUUGUCAAUGAAGAUCCAAAUGCUAGGAUUAUUCGAGAACUGCGGCAGGAGGUCGAAGCACUUAAGGAGAUGCUUAAGCAUGCAACCGGUUCUCCAGUUGGCGAAGAUGUCCAUGAACAAUUGGCACAGAGCGAGCACCUGAUGAAAGAAAUGUCCCGAACGUGGGAGGAAAAACUUGUCGAAACUGGUCGAAUACAAAGCGAAAGACAGCACGCUCUCGAAAAGAUGGGUAUCAGCGUACAAGCAAGUGGUAUAAAGGUCGAGAAGAACAAGUUCUACCUUGUCAAUCUUAACGCGGACCCUUCGCUCAACGAGCUGCUAGUGUACUACUUAAAGGAGCGUACACUAGUCGGGGCUGAUAGUGAAGCGGACAUCCAGCUCUCGGGUCUCGGUAUCCAACCCCAGCACUGUCUGCUGGUGGUGGAUGGCGGUUGGUUAAACAUGGAACCACUCGGAGGGGCACGCUGCUUUGUCAAUGGAAACCCUGUAGUCUCAAGAGUCAGACUGGGACACGCGGAUAGGAUUUUGUGGGGCAAUCAUCAUUUCUUCCGCGUCAACUGCCCCAAGGACAUUAACGAUAUGUCCACAGCGGCGACAUCCGAGCCGCAGACGCCGGCGCAGCCCAUCGACUACAACUUCGCGCGCGACGAGAUCAUGCUCAACGAGCUCAGCAACGACCCCAUCCAGACCGCCAUCUCGCGCCUCGAGCGCCAGCACGAGGAGGACAAGCAGGUUGCAUUGGAAAAGCAAAGACAAGAGUACGAACGACAAUUUCAGCAGCUCAGAAAUAUAUUGUCGCCAUCCACUCCAUAUCCUCCGUAUUCGUACGAUCCACUCAAAUUAGGCAAGAUGCCGGCGUGCACGCCCACGACGGCGGCGCGCGUGGAGCGCUGGGCGGCGGAGCGCGACGACACGUUCAAGCGCUCGCUCGGCCGCCUCAAGGCCGACAUCCUGCGCGCCAACGCGCUGGUGCAGGAGGCCAACUUCCUGGCCGAGGAGGUGCGCCGCAACACGCGCUUCAGCGUCACGCUGCAGAUCCCGCCGCAGAACCUCAGCCCCAACCGGAAGCGUGGAGCAUUCGUAUCGGAACCAGCGAUAAUGGUGAAGCGUCCGUCACGAGGCGCCCAAGUUUGGUCCAUGGAGAAGCUGGAGAACAAACUUGUGGAUAUGCGGGAGAUGUACGACGAGUGGAGAAGGCGACAACAGCGAGAUGAUAUUAUCGAAGACGAACAAGGAGAAAAGGCCCUGGAUCCAUUCUACGAGUCGCAAGAGAAUCAUAAUUUGAUCGGUGUAGCAAAUAUAUUUUUAGAGGCAUUGUUUCAUGACGUCACUUUGGACUACCACACUCCUAUUAUAAGUCAGCAGGGAGAAGUUGCUGGGAGGUUGCAGGUUGAAAUAAGUCGAGUAUCUGGACAGUUUCCACAAGAUCGAAUAUGUGAAGCCGCUUCGGAUAGUUCUGGUGACAUGCGAGACGAUGACGAACCUGUAGAUCCAGCGUCCCAGCAAGUGACGGUGCGCGUGGCCAUCAAGCAGGCGAGCGGGCUGCCGCCGUCGCUGUCGCACUUCGUGUUCUGCCAGUACUCGCUGUGGGGCGGCGGCGAGCCCGUGGUGGUGGCGCCGCUCGUGAGCGCCGAGCCCGCGCCCGCGCCCGCCGCGCCGCGCCGCCAGCUGCUGUCCUUCCGCUUCGACCACCGCCGCGACCACGUCGUGCCGCUCACCGAGGAGUUCGUGGAGCACUGCGCCGAGGGUGCAUUGUCGAUCGAAGUGUGGGGACACCGGUCGGCGGGCUUCAGUCGCACGUGCGGCAACUGGGAGGUGGAGCAGCAACAGCUGGCCAAAGCGCGCUCGCUGGCCGACCGCUGGGCGGAGCUCACGCGCAAGAUCGAGCUGUGGGUCGAGAUCCACGAGCUGAACGACCAGGGGGAGUACGCGCCUGUCGAGGUGGCGGCGCGCGGCGACGUGGUGACGGGCGGCGUGCACCAGCUGCGCCAGGGCCAGCAGCGCCGCGUGGCCGUGCGCGUGCGCCCCGCCGCCAACUCGGGCACGCUGCCCAUCAUCUGCCAGCACAUCGUCAGCGUCGAGCUGGGCUCCGUCUCCGUCAGGUCACGACUACAGAAGCCUUUGGAUUCCUAUCAAGAAGAGGAUUUGGGGAUACUGCGAGAACGCUGGAGUGACGCGCUCGCUCGACGCAGACAGCAUUUGCACGCUCAGUUACAAAAAUUGGUCAACAUGUCUCCAUCAAUGAAAAGUGAACGCGACAUGGAGCGGGAACAGAGCCUUGUUGAACAAUGGGUGUCGCUCACUGAAGAGAGAAAUGCAGUGCUGGUCCCAAGUCCCGGAAGCCCCAUACCCGGAGCGCCGGCUGCGUGGGACCCUCCACCGGGUAUGGAACAGCACAUACCAGUGCUGUUCCUUGACCUUAAUGCGGACGACCUGACGACAAACUCGUCUGGCGAGGAGGUAUCAGUCGCCGGCCUGAAUUCGAUCCUACCUAAGGAGCACGGGAACAAGUUCUACGAACUACAGAUAUUGCAUCACCACGACAAGGACGUGUCCGCGGUCGCCUCCUGGGACUCCUCCAUACACGACUCACCGUACCUCAACCGGGCCACCGAAGCGAACGAGCGCGUGUACCUGAUCCUCAAGACGACGGUGCGCCUGUCGCACCCGGCGCCCAUGGACCUCAUCCUGCGCAAGCGCCUCGCGCUCAACAUCUACAAGCGGCAGAGCCUCACCGACCGGAUACGGAAGAGGAUCGUCAGGGUGGACCAGCUGACGGCCACCGGAGUGACGUACGAAGUGGUCUCAAACAUUCCCAAAGCCUCCGAGGAACUGGAAGAGCGCGAGAGCUUGGCGCAGAUCGCGGCGACCGGGGAAGAGGCCAGCGCCGCUGACGGAGAAACUUAUAUCGAAAAAUACACGCGGGGUGUAAGCGCCGUAGAGAGCAUACUCACACUGGACCGCCUGCGUCAGAGCGUUGCAGUUAAGGAGCUAGAACAAGCUCGCGGACAACCCAUUACUAUGCGGAAAACCGCCUCCGUGCCCAACUUCUCACAGGUUAGCUCCACAUUGCACCUUAGCAUAACGAGAUACGGCUCACUCUACAAUGACUCAUCUUCAGGUCCGAUGGAGAUACGCUCAUUGAUGAUGUCACACCACUUCACAAUUCUGGCCAACUUAUCGAAGCGACCCGGCCAUGGAUCGUCUUCAUGUGACUCUAUGCCCUGCUUAAACAAACUGAAAACUAAAACCAAUCUGUCGCAGGCGCUCGAGACCGCGGCUAAGAACGGAACGAACAUCAUGCGCUUGGACUCGUCGUUGGAGUCUCUGUCGGGGCUGGGCAGCGCGCGCUCGGGCAGCGUGGCCGACCUGGCGGACGAGGCGCCGCGCCGCGCGCACGCGCACCGCCACUCGUACGCCGCGCCCGCGCACGCGGACGCCGACAGCGCGCCGCCCGCCAAGCCCUUCGGUCUCGCUCGACCAACGUUCCUUAACUUGAAUUUGAACCUGAACUCACUGCGACUACAGACGCCAAAUAAGUCGUCUCCGGCAAGCGGUAAACUGGGUUUGCGUAUGACGACGUUACACGAGGAACGCAGGAAUGAUGAUGAUUCUCACUCUGAGCCGGAAUCAGCUCCGAGUGACGAACUAUCCACUCCACGCUCAAAUCGCACGCGAUCGCGUACGAGCCGCGGCUUCCUGCCCACGUCCAAGACGCUCGACUCGCUGCACGAGCUGGCCUGCGAGCGCGUGGCCAGCAAGAACUCGCCCUCGAUAUCGUCCAGUGGAUACGGUUCACAAGCAGUAUCAUCUUCAAAUCUCACAAACGACGACACGCUCUCAAUCAGAAGCAUGUCAGUGGACGACACGCCGGACUUCGACAAGACGAUGGACUACACACACCUCAGCAGGACAAAAACAUCGAUGGCGGGUCUCAGAAACGAAAUCACAGAACUAAGGAACGAUAUUUCAGAACUGAAGAACGAAAUCGUCGAAUCGAAGAAUGAACUGGAAGAAGCUUCAUUCGAAAAAGCGAAAACUCCCGUUCUAACACCUGGAUCCCGUAAUAGGAUCAAUCCGUUUUUACGAGAAUGUGAGGAGAUCUCUAAUGAAAAAGAUGGUCAGGUGGUCGAUCCGCUGGGAGCCUUGCCAGUCGAGAAUGCCGUGUUGUCUAGUCAGCUACAUAAGGUCGAGCCCGUGCAAGUUAAUGGUGAAACGGGACACGAUACCUCCUUUGGUGAGGCGGAAGUGGAGUCAGUUAGUUCGGAGCAAUCAAGUCACGAAGCGCGAAGCAGAGAAGCCUCUUCGAUGGGAGAGAGCGACUCGCCCGGACCUGACUCUAUUGUCAAUACCUCGUUACCCGCUGGAAAGGUCGUGAGGCGGCGCGCCGGCACCGCGGCCCGCAGCGCGGCGCGCGCGUCCCUCCCCGCGGCGCGGCCCCGCUCCGCGCACGAGCCGCACGCGCACGCGCCCGCGCUCAGGGACACGCCCGCCUCCUCCACCGAGCGCCUCGGAGACGAGGAGUGCGAGUCGGGCCGGCACGCGGCGCCCGAGUGGCUGUGCGUGGGCGAGAGCGUGCAGCUGCGGCUCAGCAGCAGCACGGGCGUCGUGGCGUACGCCGGGCCCACGCACUUCGCGCCCGGCCUGUGGGUCGGCGUCGAGCUGGACGCGCCCACCGGUAAGAACGACGGCGCGGUGGGCGGCACGCGCUACUUCACGUGCCGCGCGCGGCACGGCAUAUUCGUGCGGCCCGACAAGCUGGUGCAGGACCGGCGCGGCCGCAGCGCGCGCGCCUUCCGCGACGCCGAGCUGCGCCGCGCCGCCAGCAAGGGAGAAGGCCUACACAACUUGCACAGGUCGAGGAGUCGCGGGGACAGUAUAAACACGGUCGGGACGAAGACGAGGGGCAAAUAAAGUUCUGACGCCGCUCACGGAUCGAAUUUAUGAUUACGUCCACUCAUAUCUCAGUCCAGUUCUGUUUUAGUUGCAGUCCUGUAACGCAAAUGGUGCUUUAUAUUUUAGUAAUUUUCUUCGCCCCUUUAAUUUCUAAGCGAAAAUACGUUUAUUUAUUUAAUUCGUUUUGUUAUAAAAACUGUGGGAAAAUCAAUUCUCCUCGCAUUUGUUGACUCGAUCAAUAAAUUGACGAUGGAAAAUCAUUCGAUUCCCUUCGACUUAGAUGUAUGACAGCGUUUUUUGUAACGCGUAUUAUUAUUAUCAUUGUUUUUAUUUUUAUUUUAUCCAUUGACCACAAAAUUUGUAAAUAGAUUGAGUGAUUUAUUUCAAUCAUGUGAUUUAAUUUUAUUGUUAUGUUCAAAUGUAAAUAUGUGAAUCUUUGCGUGUUAUGACGAUAAUUUAAUGUUUUAGAGCCAAUGAAUUAUUUGUGCUUGGUGAUAAUCGAUUAAUUGCUUGUAUAGAAUUAUUUUUUACUGUAUAGUUUGCGGUGUAUACGUUACGAUGGAUUAUUUAUGUAUUGUUGUAGAUAUUAUUUAAGCUUAUAACGUUUUCGUGUAUUUCACGUAUGAUAUCCGUUCGCAACGAACUUUUUCCAAACGAUAUCACUAUAAAUAUAAUCUUCCUUAUAUAUCAGGACCAGUUUCGACUGCCAUUAACAUCAGGUUAAAGGUUAUAUUUGGCGAAUUGCAAUGACACUUAGUGCGAUGUUGCGAUAAACAUCGAUUUUUAGCAAAUUGAGUUCCUAUAAGCAUUUUAUAUCCCCGGCGUGUAUAUGAUUUAUAGAGAGCGGUCGAUUGAGACGCAGUUUUACAAGUGUAGGAAGUUUUUACUUAUAUUUUAUAUGCAUUUACAUUUGCCUCAAAAUUGCUCAGGGUCGUGCGAAACGUUCAGAGGUAAAUUAGUCCAAUCCACAGAAAUGUCAAUAUCUCAUUCAAAUUACAUAUUCAGUAAUUUUUUAUAGUUCCUUGGAAACCCAGAGUUUUUUCGUUAGCUCGAUAUAAAAAAAAAUAUCUAGCACUAAAAUAAGUGUUUACAUACUGCACUUUAAUGCAUCAGUGUAAUUAAAAAUGCAACGUGAUGUAACAUUGAAUCAACAAAAAAUGAAAAUCUUCUCUCUUACAUGCUUGUGCUCUUACGAGUGUUUCAGAGAAUAUUAAAAUGUAAUUUUCAUGUACUGUAAAGUCUCAAUUUUCGAUAACUGACAUACACAUAUAAAAAAACGUAAUUUCGUUUAUUUACUACGUUUCUGAGGAUUGGAGCACUCUACCGCUGAGCGCCCUUGUGUUAUCGGCACAGUUGCCAGUGCGUUGUGAUAGUUUCUUGCCACUGGUACUAGAGUCAGUAAAUGACUUAUUUUUUUAUAAUCAUUGUCACAGAGAUAUAAUUUGGCCCUUAUUAUUUUGAAACGUAUUUACGAAAUCGUCCAAUGCUACAUCUUCGUCCUUAAUAAGACUUGUACUUAGUACACAGAAAGCCAUGCGACGGACAAAAGAUGGCCAAUAACACUGACAUCUUUUACACCUUUUCGGCGCAAGCGACGAGCGACUUACCGUAGCGUCUAUACGACAAGGCUAUUUUUCAUAAAAGUUUUGUAUAAUAGUUUGCUAUUUACCACAUCUCGUUUAUCUAAUAUUACGCUAAAAAUACUAUUAACGAACUUUAGUUCGCCUCGCUCGGCUCUUGCGCCGCUGUCUUAUAUCGAUUAGGUUGUGUAGGUAAAUUUUGAGAUGUAAUAUAAAAAAAAAAAAAUAAGUAUUUGUAGUGAAUUUUUGGCCUGAUGUAUAUUGAUCAAAUAUCAUAAUAAAAAAAAAUAUAUUGUCCU
Molecule: messenger RNA, 8017 nt
Organism: Melitaea cinxia (Glanville fritillary)
Lineage: Eukaryota; Metazoa; Arthropoda; Insecta; Lepidoptera; Nymphalidae
Gene: Khc-73
Product: kinesin-like protein KIF13B
Exons: 39
Coding region: 169-6156 (1995 amino acids)
Biological process (GO): cytoskeleton-dependent intracellular transport; microtubule-based movement
Cellular component (GO): kinesin complex; microtubule
Molecular function (GO): microtubule binding; microtubule motor activity; ATP hydrolysis activity
Source: RefSeq, a predicted model, not a curated record